This is a messenger RNA of Helianthus annuus (common sunflower), 860 nucleotides long. RefSeq lists its product as uncharacterized. The record is from RefSeq and is a predicted model, not a curated record. The coding region runs from base 36 to 641 and encodes 201 amino acids. The transcript is spliced from 4 exons. Lineage: Eukaryota; Viridiplantae; Streptophyta; Magnoliopsida; Asterales; Asteraceae.
UUCUACUCCAAGUUAUCAUUUCUCCAUUAAUAUCCAUGGAGACAAAUCCACCAACCUCCGAGUUAAUGUCGCCGGUCCAUAGUUUCCCCAACCGGUUCUUUAGCAGCGACUUCCAAAAUGAUGAGGAAUUUAAUGCUCCAGCUUCUGUGUACACUUAUAUGCCUGUUGAUUGUUCGCGAUCAUCUGAAGCCCCUGUUAGAUCACCGGAUGUUGUGAUAUCCAACAAUUUCAUGAACAGCGCUUUUAAUGAUGACCAGGUUAUGGAUAAUGAAGAAGCAUCCCAAGAUUCCCAUAUGCAGCUCAUGCCUGGUGCUGUUUCUGGAUCAUCUCAUGGUCCUUCUCUGUUUGCUGAAUCAUCACGCGGCCAGUUAGACGGGCCAUCGAAUCCAUACUUCGUUUUUGAUACCCCUCAGGGAACCCGUUACUGGAUUCCUAACGUCGCUGAUAAGUUCAUACCAGUGUGUGGGAAAUCUUAUCCAACUUUUGCGGAUGUUCUUUCCAUGUAUGAACUUUAUGCGUUUGAAGCAGGUUUUUUUGUAAAAAAGGGCAAACUAAAGUCUGGAAUGGAAUUCCCACACACAAGUAUCUUCGAUGCUCAAAAUAUGGAAAACCACAACCCAAGAGGACUUUUGACACCCUAGAUGAAUCUUCUGUUAAGCACCGGAGGACCAACUUCACAUGGUGUGACUGUAAGGCAAGCAUACUAGUCUCAAUCUCGAAUGAUUCAUACACUGUUCUGAGUUUCAAUGAUAUUCAUAAUCAUGAACUUGUUGAGAGUUACAACCGUGAUCUUAGCAAGAUAUCACGGAAGCUGUCAUUCUCCACCAAACAAUUCAUUCACAAUAUGAGUCUAAACCGUA